This is a messenger RNA of Prunus persica (peach), 419 nucleotides long. RefSeq names its product protein PSY3-like. The transcript is spliced from 2 exons. The record is from RefSeq and is a predicted model, not a curated record. NCBI's taxonomy places the organism in Eukaryota, Viridiplantae, Streptophyta, Magnoliopsida, Rosales, Rosaceae. Bases 1 to 243 code for a protein of 80 amino acids.
AUGGGAUUUGGAGGCAGUCGGCUGUGCUUGUGUCUCUUGCUUGCCUUUGCUUUAAUCUCCUCUGCCCGGAACAACAUUCCAUUUUCAGAUGGUGAGGUGCUAGUGGCCAUGGAGGGUAGAUCUUUGAUGGUGAGGACAGACGACUACAGUGACCCAACUGCUAAUCGUGGGCAUGAUCCCUCGUCCUCCUCCUCCUCCUUCUCUAGAGCCAAGGCUGGGGGCCGCGGUGGCCGAAAAGGCUAGCUAGGUUGAAGAGGCACAUAUUGCUCUAUAAUAUAUAUAAACAUGUUUUCGUUUUCUUUAAUUGGCUUAACCAAAGUUUGUGCUUACAUGGCUCUUGUUUUGCGUUGUAUGUAUGAACUUAAUAUGGCCAUGGCAGAUUCACUUGAAAAUGAUUCAAAAAUUUAAUUAUAUAGAUU